This is a messenger RNA of Macrosiphum euphorbiae (potato aphid), 843 nucleotides long. The record is from the annotation of a GenBank genome assembly. Lineage: Eukaryota; Metazoa; Arthropoda; Insecta; Hemiptera; Aphididae.
AUGGUAUCUAUGAAAAAAAAAAUUAAGUAUUUAUCAAAGGAAAAUAUUAAAGAGAUAGAUGAUCAUAUGUUUAAAGUACCUAGUGAAACUGGUGAUAGUAUGUACGAAGUUUACACAGAUUUAGGCUGUUGCACUUGUGAAUAUGGGCGUUUAGGCAAAUUUUGCAAACACCAAGCAGCAAUAUAUUUUUAUUUUGGUAAAGAGCUACCUAAUGCACCACAUGUUACGGCACAUUGCAGGCAUGCAAUGGCUGCUUUAGCAUUUGGAAAUAAAGUACAACCUUUAUCAUUCUAUACUUCCUUAAAUGAAAUAACACAGACAUCAGAAGAGAAUAGUUCAAUUGAUACAAACACUGAACAAGAAGGUACUAAGACAAAUGACAAUGAAAAUAGUAUAAAUGAGUAUAAAAAACAUGAAGUAAACAGUGAAAUAAGUGAUAAUGUUGUAUCUACACAUAUACCUUUAGACGAUAGUUCUGAAUUGAAUGGAGAAGAAGAAUUUAAGAAGGUCAUUAACUUGAUGACAGAGAACCAUUCUAAAUAUGGAUCCUCAACAGCAUCAACACAAAUGUUUUUAAAAAAGUUAAAAAAUGUAAAAACAAGAAAUUCAUGGGAAACAUUUUUAGCCACUUGUGGAAAACAAAUUUCUUUUCGCCUUGGAGCUAAAUCGAAAAUACAUGUUCAACCUACUUCAAUUAGUCGGAGAAGACCAGAAGUAACAAGAGGAUGCAAACGAUUAGCUGUUGGUCGACCACCAUCUGAUGAAAAAAUAAAAAAAAGUAAAAGAAAAAGAAACUUACAGCAUAACAUUGGAAAAAACCAACCAAAUGCUAAAUCACAUUAG